This is a messenger RNA of Aspergillus saccharolyticus JOP 1030-1, 1240 nucleotides long. RefSeq names its product putative pre-rRNA processing protein (gene rrp36). The record is from RefSeq and is a predicted model, not a curated record. Gene Ontology annotation, biological process: maturation of SSU-rRNA from tricistronic rRNA transcript (SSU-rRNA, 5.8S rRNA, LSU-rRNA). Bases 66 to 1145 code for a protein of 359 amino acids. Gene Ontology annotation, cellular component: nucleolus; 90S preribosome. Lineage: Eukaryota; Fungi; Ascomycota; Eurotiomycetes; Eurotiales; Aspergillaceae. The transcript is spliced from 2 exons.
GGCCUGGCUACGAUUUUCCCUUUACGAAGAGCGCCACCAGUUCAUCUCCACUAGCACAUCACGACAUGGCCAUUUCGGAUCUCCUCAAACGCCGGGUGCGAGCACUUCCUGAGGAAGAUGAAGAACCUUUCUCCGCAGGGUCUGGUUCCGAGGAAGCCAGUAACCUUGCAGCCUCCAACAACUCUGACUCGGAGGAUGCCAGUAACGGCUCUUUUGACGAGGACGAGGACCAAAAUGACGAUAUGUCAGAUGGAGCCUCCGACGCUUCAAAUAAUGACGAUGACGAUGACGAUGACAGCGAAAGCGACGAAGAUGCGCCUGCAGAUGACGUCCAGGCUUCUCUGGGUAGUAUCUCAUUCGGCGCGCUAGCCAAAGCACAAGCAUCACUAGGCCCGAAAGCAAAGCGUGCUUUAAGGGCUUCCAAGAGUACAGAUGAGGCUAGUGCGGCUUCAUCCCCUCUCGACGAUAUUCGAGCCCGGAUCCGCGAAGCACGGGAGCAAAAGCGGCAAGGAUUAUCAAAGUCAAAAGACUCGGAAAAGCUUUCUCGUUCUUCCAAGCAUGCUCCCAUGGUGCAGUCGUCUAAAUAUGCCGUAUCCCGCAAACGCACGGUCGUCGAGCCGCCGAGCAUCCCCAAGUCCCGCGAUCCACGUUUCGACCCCACCGUGACCAGUCAAGGAGGCCGGGGGAAUGUCCAAGGUGCCAAGGAUGCCUAUGCGUUCCUUGACGAGUAUCGUGCCGAUGAGCUCAAGGAGCUGAAGGCACAGUACGCCAAGGCCAAGAAUCCCGUACAAAAGGAAGCUCUGAAGCGAGAGAUACGAUCAACCCAGGACCGACUCCGUGCAAUGGAAAACAGAAAGCGAGAGAGGGAGAUCUUGGCCGAGCACAAGAAGAAGGAGAAACAGCUCAUUCGCGAGGGAAAGAAGAGCAAUCCAUACUACAUGAAGAAGUCGGAGCUCAAGAAGCAGGUCCUGCUCCAGAAGUACGAGAACAUGAACUCGAAAGACCGCACAAAGGCGCUCGAAAGGAGACGAAAGAAGACCGCGGCGAAAGAACGGAAAGAAAUGCCUAUGGAGCGCCGAGCUCUGGCCGACGACGAUGCACCCAGAGACCACGUAGGGGGUUUCAAGCGUCGGCGCCUUGCUUAAUCUCGAUUGUAUUUUCUGCUAUGGCUCAUACGAGAUCAUUCGUGUACAUAAUUAUGGAAACCAUAUACCAGUAUACCCAAGAUAGUAAUACCUUU